UUAAAAAUGAGAACACUAGUGCUUGCAAUUCAGUACAGAAGUAGUAUUUCAAGCUAAUCGCACGUAUUGCUGGAGAUGGUUGAACAGGUUAAUUUCGCCGAAGUGUUUCUGAGUGAUACACUCGGAGCUGGAGCCUGUGCAGUGGUGCGCAAAGGUAUCUUUAAGGCCCAAGAAGUCGCGGUGAAGGCGUACAAUUUACAGGUUCAGACCGUUAGGAAAAAUGCAGAAAGGGAAAUUCAAUUACUGUCGGAGAUUGACCACGAAAACGUUGUCAAGGUUUUUGGCACGGCACGCGAUGGAGAGACAGGGUACUUGCUAAUGGAAUAUCUGCAGAAUGGUUCCCUCUACGACUUUCUUUACGGCGUUGAUCAGUGGGAGUAUACUGUGGGGCAGGCUGUGCGAUGGGCAUUCCAGUGUGCCAAGGGCCUAGCCCACCUACACUCGAGGGAACGACCUUUGCUACAUCGCGAUAUAAAGCCGCAGAAUCUUAUACUGGAUAAUCAGUUUGAAACCCUGAAGAUUACGGACUUUGAUCUGGCGACGGAUAUGUCCAAUAACAGGUCUGAUAUGCGAGGAUCUGCAAGGUAUAUGGCCCCAGAAGCAUUUCGGGAUAGAAAGUAUACGGAUAAGAGCGAUGUGUACAGUUUUGGCAUAGUGCUUUGGGAGCUAAUGGCGCGUUCUUUGCCCUAUGAGCACUACGAGAAUAUCGGUAAUCAAUUCGCUAUUUUGAAAGCCGUAAACGAUGGAGAAAGACCUCCCUUGGACGCAGUGCGAUCCGAUUGCCCAGAGGGCAUCAAGCAAAUGAUAAAACGUUGCGUGCAUGAAGAUCCCGAAAAACGACCCUCUAUGAAGGAGAUCGAAGAAUUCCUGGGCAGACUGUGCGAAACCGGGAUUGACGAGGUCUUCACCGAAGUUCUGGACGAGGACACCACUGCCGUGGUGACCUAUCACCAGGAUUCGUCCGGCCAAAUGAUGAUGCGCGUGGACUUCUGGCGACUUCUGGGAGAACCGAUCCGUAUGAUCUUUCCGAUUGUAAAGCGGGAAGCGGGGCGAAUAGAAGAGGUCAUUGCUCGCGAGACGGUUCGAGCUGCCGAGGAUGUGGGCAGGGAGACGGCCAGGGCGGCCCAGGAUACCGAGCGGGAAACGAGACGGGCGGAGAAGGAUGCCGAGCGGGAAACCUCGAGGGCUGCGCACGAUGGAGAGCGGGAGACGAGGAGGGCGGUCAAGGAUGUGGGUCGCGAAUCCAAACGGGCGAUCAAGAAAAUGGGGAAGAAGCUGCGCUUCUAACCAGAAAUAUGAUUA
This is a messenger RNA of Drosophila subpulchrella, 1302 nucleotides long. RefSeq names its product putative mitogen-activated protein kinase kinase kinase 7-like. Gene Ontology annotation, biological process: protein phosphorylation; JNK cascade; positive regulation of canonical NF-kappaB signal transduction. The transcript has 5 exons. NCBI's taxonomy places the organism in Eukaryota, Metazoa, Arthropoda, Insecta, Diptera, Drosophilidae. The record is from RefSeq and is a predicted model, not a curated record. Gene Ontology annotation, molecular function: MAP kinase kinase kinase activity; magnesium ion binding; ATP binding. Bases 76 to 1287 code for a protein of 403 amino acids.